Molecule: messenger RNA, 2217 nt
Organism: Pleurotus ostreatus (oyster mushroom)
Lineage: Eukaryota; Fungi; Basidiomycota; Agaricomycetes; Agaricales; Pleurotaceae
Exons: 12
Coding region: 1-2217 (738 amino acids)
Biological process (GO): post-transcriptional regulation of gene expression
Cellular component (GO): cytoplasm
Molecular function (GO): mRNA 3'-UTR binding
Source: RefSeq, a predicted model, not a curated record
AUGCAGCCCGUCGACAACCAACAGUCGUUCCUUCCUCUUUACGAUCAAAAGCAGGCUCGAAGUCGCCCAGAAUCAGGCAUCUCAGCCUCUAUCUGGGCUCCCCAGCCUCUUCCUUCCGAUUCCUCUUGGCCCAAAGCCAUGGACAGCUUCGUUCGCAUUGGCGACCGUGACCGCGACAUCCAGUUUCAGCAGAACUUUGCCGAAACCAGAACGCCUUUGGUAGGUCCGACUCGUGAAGACGUCUUUGGACCUGCCGACAAGAGGCAGAUUGGCGCCAUUGGCGACGGACGAAGGAGGAGCAGCCCCGGAAUCGACAGUGCACAUGUCGAACAGUUACUUCGUACCCUGAAUCUCAAUUCACCGGCCCCCACAGCCGAACGACCCUCCUUGAACUUAAGCUUCGACGGCAAUGUCAAUGUUUCUACUUCCCCAGACUUUUCUCCUGCUUCCGUUGCAUCUGCCCUCUUGACGCCUACCGACAUGUCGCCUGCGAGGACGUCUUUCGCUGAUACAAAAGUCCAUGCCGGUUACGAAUUUCCUCCUUUACCUUAUCUAACGCAGCAGCAAGCUUUAUUUGAACCAACUACUCCCACACGCAAUUUUGACGAUCUUACUUCAUCUCACUCACCGACUUAUCGUGCUACCCAUCUUCCCUCGUCUUAUUCAUCAUCUCCCAAUAACGCCUAUUCCUUCUACGAAUCGUACUCUCAACAAUCGCCAUCCGGGCCUUUGUGCUCGCAGGCAUUGAUGACUACGCCUUCCCCUCAACGCAGGCUUGACAACGCCCGUGUCCCGCCUUUCGAUUGGCAUGCAUCUCAGCCACAGCCUUCUCUCCAGGCGUAUCCCCCUUUUUCUGACUGGAUUCGGCCUGAAGAAAAACAGCUUCCCGACUUCGCUUCAGCCAGCAUACCUCGUCAAGAGAGUUUACGUUCGUCCUUUGCUUUCAAAUCAGCUGGGCCCCAAGGGGCUCACGAGCCAAUCAACUUUUUGUCGCUCCUUCAUCCGUCUUCAUCACCUCCUUAUCUGGUCUUCGUUAACCGUAUAAUCAAGUCGUCCGAUCAGCAAGCAUCGAUCUUUCUCCAGCAGAAACUCAAAGUGGCAGAUUCUGAGGAACGUGUCAAGAUUGUAGACGCUAUCUGUACUCGCGGCUAUGAAAUGAUGGCCCAUAGGUUCGGAAACUGGGCCGUCCAGCGUUGCCUUGAAGCUGCGUCCAGCCCCGAUGAGAGACGUAAGAUUGUAGCUUGUAUGAGGGGUCGUGUUGUCGAGCUGGCCACCAACUGUUAUGGGUGCCAUGUCCUGCAGAAGGCUCUCGAUUGUGAAGAAGACAUUCGCCUGCUUAUCGUAUCUGAAUUACUCCUUCACGAUCCGGCCUCCACGCUCGUCAACAAGCAUGCCUCCCAUGUGUGGAGUAAGAUCAUGGAAUUGACUUGGACUCACCCCGCACCACCCAUUUUUGCGUAUGUCAACAAAUCCCUUCAGGGCAAGUGGGCUGCACUCGCUUGUCACGAAACAGGAUCUCUCGUCGUGCAGCACGCUUUCGAAAACUUGGAAGACAGCGCUAAGGAUGGUAUUGUUGACGAGUUACUUAACCAAGGAGCCUCAGUCUUCAGUGAAGUUGUCAAGAACCAAUGGGGCGCCUACUGUAUCCAGCACAUUCUCGAACAUGGGUCUGAUAACCACCGUCAGAUGACUUUAGAACAUUUGAUCAGCGGUCUAUUGGAGUUCUCUACCAACGAACAAGGCGCGAAGUCUGUCACCAAGGCUCUGAAAGAAGGUGGCAAAGAUACGGUGGACAAGUUUAUCAAGAGGAUGUGUGAGCCAGCCAAAGGCGCUCGGAGGGCCAUGAUCGUCGAUUUGGCCUUGUCAGUGACUGGAAGUCAGUUGAUCGCCAACGUCUUGCCAACUGCUGACAAGGAGCAGCGCGCCGCCCUUUACGACUGCAUCAGGGGCCACAUUGUGACCCUUCGUGGUUGCAAGACGGGAUCAAAAGUAAUUUGGCUCUUUGACAGAAUGGUGAGGGCCUCUUUCGCACUGUCUUCGGUUAUUCCUAAUCUUCCCGUAGCGCGCAUACUAUGGUUACUAAAAGCUUCGCCCCCUCCCCUUGAACUAUUCGCAUUUCGCAAGCUGUCUAUCAUCGUCACCGAAUCGCCGACAAUAUCUCCAUCUUUUACCACCAAAGCAUUACAUCUUCCGGAGCAUCUUCAAGAGAUCGACUGA